AUGAGCAGCAAAUAUCUCUGUGCCCCAGAGAAUAUUUCGAGGUUUAUCGAAAUGUCAUCUCACCGCAGUCUCUCACCACAGCGGGAGAUAUCGCAAAUGACGGCCCACAUACGUCCUCCACAGACGAAAAGGCGUCGAGAUGAUGAAAGUCAUGAUGAUAAUAUCGCAAAGCAUGAUGAUACCCUGCAACAGGUAGAACAUCAUGAGGAGAACACAAUAGAAAACACAGCGUAUCUUUUACAGUGUGGAAGUCCAUUGUAUGAUCCUGUGAAGGAAGGCUGGCGCUGCUGGAAUAAUCAUGAAUUACGCAUAAAAGAGAGAGAACAAUAUGGUCCCGUGGAUGGUGUUAGUUGUGACUUCUGCGGCUUUACAGACUGGUUAGAGGGAUUGGAGGAAGCAGAAGAAGAAAAAAAGUCGACAAAGGGGAAAAAACGAGGAGGACGAAAAAAGCCAAAAACAAAGAUGAAUGAAAAAAAGUAUCUAUAUCAUUGCGAUGUAUGUGAUAUGGAUCUCUGUAUCCAUUGUGCUAGGGAACUGCGCGAUGAUAGUCGUUAUCACGUACCGUGUAUGCAGUGUAAACAUUGUCUGAUGUUUAUGCGUAGCGAUGAUGCUGUAAUGCACCGUUGUCAUGCAACCAUACCACAGACGGAAGUAACACACAGACUUGUGACAUCAUCCGCAUCCACCAGUGGUGGCGCUACCUCUUCAACAAAUACAGAAUCUGCGAGAAUACAAGACUCCUCAGAAGGUUCAGUAGCAACACCAACAGCAGUGGCAUUAUCAGUGUCUCCGUUACGGCGGCCAAAUACCGCUUGGGAGUUAUGUGUUACAUUCGAAACAACAGGAUCUGAAGCGAAGGUUCGUCUUAUUGGUCAAUCUUUUGGUAUGGAAGAAGUGGAGAUGCCGAAGGUGAGCCGUCAGCUUGUGUUCCGCACGCGCACUAGGCUAGCAGCAGAGGAGUUUGCUCAAAGAAUUCAUAGCGAAGGUCUCUUUACUUCACUUCGUCGCUUUCGUGAAUGA
Molecule: messenger RNA, 1020 nt
Organism: Trypanosoma theileri
Lineage: Eukaryota; Euglenozoa; Kinetoplastea; Trypanosomatida; Trypanosomatidae
Exons: 1
Coding region: 1-1020 (339 amino acids)
Source: RefSeq, a predicted model, not a curated record